AUGAUUCCAAUAUUACCAUUUCUCUAUUUGGGAGACAGGGAUGACAUAGAUCAUGUUGAAAAUCUUAAAGAGAAUAACGUACAAGCGCUGGUAAUAUGUUGCACUUAUUUCGAGUUCCCCGAAGAUAAAGUCCCAAAUGGGUUUGCGGAAUUACGAGUUAAUUUGGAAGACAUAGGAAUGGAACAAAUAUCUUCCUAUUUUGAGGAAUCCAAUAAUUUCAUUCAUUCGUAUAUUAAGAAGGAGCAGGGGGUUCUCAUCUCAUGCUGCCAAGGGAUCAGCAGAUCGUCCACGAUGUCGAUAGCCUAUCUGAUGGGAAAGCAGAAUUUUUGCCUCAUCGAAGCAUUCAACUUUAUAAUGGAGAAGAAGACCAUCUGCCCGAACAUUGGGUUUAUUGAGCAGCUGUGUGACUAUGAAAAAGUUUUAAAGAACAAAAUUACCUUUUCCUCCAAGAAGUACAUAAACUGGUUUACCUCCGAGAUGUGUGACAACAACGUAAUGACGGAUUUCAGUAUGGAGUGCAAAAAGAACACCACGUAGAUUUUCGUUUUAACAGCGGUCGUUUCGAGUAGUGCCUAAUCGUGGGCCACUCUACUUACAGAGGUAGCGAGGCUUAAUUUCUUUUGCCCCGUUCGAGCGAACAGCGGGUUGUCUGCGCAAGCAUGUGGAGGGACACACACGUCCAGAUAUAUGCGCACGUGCGUAUAAAUUUAUCAGCUCGUUCACGUAAAGGUAAAGGUGAGGUGAGGAGGGGACCCCCAUUUUUGAUUCAUUUGAAUAGGCCCCCCUUUUCUCUUUAAAUGAGCAGCUAGCGUGUGCGUCUUUCCUCUUUGAUUUGUUCUCCGGAAGGGCGUACAAAUGUACGUAUAUAUAUUUAUAAAUAUAUAGUUAUAUAUAGUUAUGCAUAUGGAAGGUUCAGCAGCAAUUUUCGCUUCUCCCUUCUGCCCCCUUUUUUUUCUCAAAUAUAUGCUUUACCCUAAUUAGAAUA
This is a messenger RNA of Plasmodium vivax (malaria parasite P. vivax), 985 nucleotides long. RefSeq names its product dual specificity protein phosphatase, putative. The record is from RefSeq and is a predicted model, not a curated record. Lineage: Eukaryota; Apicomplexa; Aconoidasida; Haemosporida; Plasmodiidae. The transcript has 3 exons. Gene Ontology annotation, molecular function: protein tyrosine/threonine phosphatase activity; MAP kinase tyrosine/serine/threonine phosphatase activity. Gene Ontology annotation, biological process: negative regulation of MAPK cascade; protein dephosphorylation. Gene Ontology annotation, cellular component: cytoplasm. Bases 1 to 537 code for a protein of 178 amino acids.